GUUAAUUUUCUAAUUUAUUACAAGGGUUUUAUUUUCUGCAGAUUUUAUAUAUAGAUAUAUCUAUAUUAUAUGUACACUAGAUAAUCGUAUUUAAAAAUAAAGCACAAAUAAUAAGAUAUUAAACGUACCUGACAAAUGACAACAAAAAAAAAGUUAAAAUAAACGAAAUUGCGCCAUCAUGUGGGUGGUAUUGAAAACUUUUAUGACGUCUUAUAAUGGUGCUUCCGGUUAUGUAACAGACACUUUUAUAAGCAUACAAAGGCCAUUUAUUCUACUUAAACCUUUCUAAAGAGUACACGUAUUUUAAUACUUAAACUGUGUAUUCAAAUAUAUAAAUAAAUUAUAAAAUCACUUGAUUUAAGGAGCGAUUCCAGUUCAAUUCAUGCUACAGUUCAUCCUAAAUUUAUUCUCCACUUCAUUUCAAGCAUUUUAACUAAUAUUUAACCACCGAAAACUGGUCAUUUUUAGAUUGCACCAGUAUCAAAUUCUUUAUUACAGCAUAAGGCAUAAUAGAAAAUCGAAUAAAAUACAAUCAAUAAAUAAUUUAAUUGAAUGAACUAUAAUUAAAGUCUGUAUGAUAUCGAGGGACAGAACUUGUUUGUACAUUGACACCAGGCGUCCUCAUGUAAAUCCAGCAGAGGUCGUCUUCCUCUUGUACAUCACUCCUUAUAAUAACGCGCCUCAUCACCAGUUCGCCUGCAUGCGCUGGCUUUUUCCCCAAUCACAAGCACACGGUUUUCCGUCGCAGCAUCAUUGACAUAAUAGCGGGAUUAUAGGAUUGACGCUGCUGUAUUCCUGUGCAGUAUAUGCGUUUGAUGAAGCGCGAUGGAUAACCUGCUCCAGUAACGCGCGCGUGAUUGAUCUGGUGGUCACGGAUGCUUCUGAACGCGCUUUGCAGACGCAUCGCCUUAAAGUUUCAAUGCUGACAUAGAGCAGAAAAACAGUGGCGAGAAGACCUCAGACUAAGGAACUGGAAAGGAUAGAUCAAAUGUCUUUUUCGGGACCUUUCGGCCUAUUGCUGAAUUUAUCUCUAGCCAGAUGGCUCCAAGAAAUGCGCGUAACAAUUUCUACAUUUUGGGCUCCAGUAGGGGGGAUGGCAGCGCUGGGACCGAAGGCAUGUCGGAAUGGAUAGGCUCGUCCUUGUGCCGAAAACGUGUUGACUUGGACGGAGUGUGGACCAAGUGUCUGAUAUCUGUUGGAAUUACAUUGCUCCUGGUUCCGUCCAUAUUUGCCAUAGACGAUGAAGCAAGACUCGAGGCAUCAGGACAACCCCUCAGUCCUUCCCAGGAUCCAACCGGCGGCCCAAACAUCACAGUCUCUUUAUCGCUGCUGGAGGACGCAGACUUCUCUUCGCAGUACCAUUCUCCACCGGCGAGGGCAGAAAGCACAAGGGAGCAGCCUGUGUUCGCCUCAGUGCAGACCCUGCAGGUUGCAGAGACACAGCCUCAGGAGCUGGUGCAUUCUCUGCCCUCCCCACCCGGCAACAGUGACAAUCGCACCAAUCAAAAGUCCCCUGGGGAGCAGGCCAUCAGAGUGCCAAAUCCACCAUCCCCGGCACAUAAAAUCAACAGUGUCUUGACCACUAGCUCAGACGAGACUCUUAGUGAAUUCCCCCGAAACCCUGAUCUUCCCACCGCCCCGGGAUCCUCUUUCAUGACUGUGGCAGAGACAGAUGCUACACUCACUGACAAUGUGACAACUUCAGUCUCCUUUUCCGCUUUAAACGGCACUUUUCCAGAAAGGGCUGAAAACGCUUCAUCCGGCGCUUCAGCAAGCAGCAGCUCCCACACUGUGACCAGCGACAAUCUCCAUCUUACCACGGUGACCACCAUGGCUGUCACGCCCUUAACUGUGACAUCAAUGACUGUGACUCCGCCCACUGCCAUCGUCGUGGCGAAAGAGGUCACAACCACCAUACCGACCACUACAGCCACCCAGACCACAACAACGGAGACGGAACCACCGACGACAACCACCACUACCACCACCACCACUACAACCACAAAAGUAGCACCAACAACCACAAAAACACCCACAACCACUUUAGCAACCACAACAACGACAACCCCUCUUCAAACCACUGUUGUAUUUACCUCUGAAAGUACCACGACUGAACCUAGCACCGCUCCUACUGACAGUUUACCUUUGACCUGUAACGUGACCGAAAGAUUAUGGGUGAAAACAGUGUUGUCCAUCCAGAUGCGACGAAAUCGCCUAGAAGCUGGAAUGAGACAGAACCUGUCUAAAGGUUUCACGCAGACACUGCAGAGGGCAUUCAAUGACACCAACGUCCGUGUUCAGUUGGAAAAAGAUAUCUGCACGCCUUCGAAUGUGACUCUGGGGUACUACAUCUUGAGAGGGAAGUCCGUGUUGGUGGCCUCUGUUGUGAUGGACACAUUAGCUUCCUAUGGUUUUGACAAGCUCUUGAAUGACAUCAGAGAGUAUGUUCCUGUGGUGCUGGCCAUCCCCAAUCCUGUGGCCCCCUGGCUGCCCAGCCUCGGCAUCCACCUGCAGCUCAAAACGGUUCUCAGGUUUGUCGGACCAACAGAUAACAUCAAGUCUUGCGGGUUCAUCCAAAUGAUGGAGCAGCGGUUGGAAAAUGUGUUUGCUGAGGCGCAGGAGAAAGUGGAGGAUUCUUAUGGGACUCUUUCUGUUGAGAUUCUGAACACGUAUCAAACGGGGAAUUCGUUGGCAGUAUCUCUGGUGUAUGUGGUGUGGAACGGUAGCACUCCUUUAAACGGUACUGUGUCCAGCGGUCUCCUUAACCAGCUCACUGCCGAGCUGGUGGGCUACUUUCUCUUCUUCCCCCCUCUGAUCAUCGCUGAGCCUCUAGAGUACCACAACCUUAACACUUCAGUAGCAACUCGCGAUUACUGGGUAAUCACAGUAAUUCAGGACGUUGACAGCUCUUCUCUUGAGGGGAGUUAUCAGAGCUUUGCUAGUCUAAUGGAGCAGCGCCUGGCGGAGCUCUUUCUGGUUGCCAGUCGACGUGGCCUCCGCUUCAGGAGAGCUACGACUGUAGGUGAUUACACUGUCCAGAUGGUCAGCAUCCGAAGACUGUCUGGUCCUAAGAACCCAGCUGAAAUGACUUACUACACACAAGUAGAUGGCUCUCCCAUGACUGGCACUGCUGCAGCUAAGACCCUCAACAUGGUGGACUCUCAGACCAUGGCUCUCACUCUGGGCUACUUCGUCCAAGUUCAAGCAGAGCCGGUGGUGAAGAGUCUGCCUAGUAACCUCUGGACACUGGUGGUCCUGAUACCUGUAUCGCUGGUGAUGGUUGUGGUGGUUAUGGCGGUUGCCAUCAUAUGCAGGAGAAACCGAACUGUAUUCAAAACCAGCGCGUUUCGCAAUUUUCAUCCCCGCACCAAGACCUCGUAUCGAAGAGAUGGGAGUUAUCACCACCAGCCCGUGCAGGGUUUCGACUACGCCAAGCAGCACAUGGGCCAGCCAGGUGAGGAAACUCUCCCUGUCACCAAGGAACCACUUGUCCUGUCCCUCCCGGUACGGGACGCCCCUCUUACACAAGACAGGGUGGCGGUGUUACAAGAUGGUACAGCCUCAAAAAGACCUCAGUCAACAGAGAUGCAUCUCAGCAGGUUGCCAAGCGAGGACGGCUCAGUUUCGAGCAAUGAAUCUGGGAAACUGAACACGGGUAGAAGCUCCACAGCUCGGAGAUCAACGGCACAGAAAGCACCCAAAGAAGAGCAGCACACAAGAAAUGACCAUUAUGACUCUCUAACUGGCUCUCUACGCCUCAUCACCAUCAAGCCUAUGGCCGCCCCACUCAACUAUUCCUAUCCCGACUCCUCCAAUCACAGCCAAGACUCUGUCAUCAUGAACGGAGAGGUCAACAUUGGGCUGAAGCAGAAGUCGGACAUCGAGCAUUACCGGAAUAAGCUGAGGUUAAAAGCUAAAAGGAAAGGGUACAGUGACGGGCCGGUCACUGGUAGCAGUGGUCACAUGUACAGCCAUCGAGACCGGAUGAGGCGUGAGAAUGCUUCCCUGGACCUGGAAGAUCUGAGGGGGCCGAAGGAGGACAGGAAACCCUCCACUUACGUAAAGUACCGCAGGAGUGACUCCCACAGGGAACCUUCAUACUGGAGCAGGCAGUCUCUGAACACCCCGAGCCCUGUAGAGACAGAGAUGGACAUGCUGGUCAUGAGGGAGAGAUCUAGGAGGGGCAUCCCUAACAGCGGCUACGAUGGUGAGCCCGAGCCAUUUGAAGAGACCGAUGUGGACCGUCUCCUGAGUUCCUUGGGUUUCGGCGGUGGUCACCAGGUCAAAGGUCACUCGGACUCGUCCACCUUGAGCUCGCAGCCCUCCAUCGAUGAAGUGAGGCAGCAGAUGCACCUCCUCUUGGACAACGCUUUUGGUUUGGCCUCUGCCGAGCCAAACCCGGGCAACCACCACCACCAUAACCACCUCCCUCACAGUCCGUACAACCCCAGCCACAGUAGCCCUUACCUGGAUGGAGUUACCAGCGCACCUGGGACGAUGAACCACCCCAACGGAGCUCUACAGCGCGGCUCCUCCUUUGGGCUGGAUUUCCACCAGUGUAGCCUCCCCAAACCAGGAUUCAGGUUUACCCAGCUGCCUGAUAUGGGUUUGGGUUCCCCGCCACCCCUCAUCCCUCCAAGAGGCGGAGCACCACUUGGAAAUUCGCUAAGAUGCUCCACACCAGACAUGAGUCUGAAGCCUCGUGCGUCUGAGACCUCAGAGAUGAGUCAGCACAAUGGCACCCCCUACCUGCCAAUCAACCGAGCUCCUUUCCCUGCGGUUACCGUCGACGAGUCUAUGACCAGCUACUCAGGAAACCCAAUGACAGCAGUAUAUGCCAUAUCCGCCAACCGCCCCGGCUACUCGGACUACUUCGUCCUGUCUCCAUCCUCCUCCUACCGGAGUCCGUCCUGGAUGUCCUACCCUCCAGAGCCAGAGGACCUUCCACAUCAGUGGAAUGACACGGUAAAGACCCAGUGUCACCUGGAGACCAUCUGCUGAACUGGAGUCCGUUCUGAUGUUGAGCAGACCCUGACAUUUACCAGGGGUUUGAACAACCUAAAAGAAUCCUCGUCUACUUUGAAAUUUCAGAUUCAGC
Carassius auratus (goldfish) is the source of this 5098-nucleotide messenger RNA. Its product is annotated as UPF0606 protein KIAA1549L-like. Bases 1039 to 5001 code for a protein of 1320 amino acids. Lineage: Eukaryota; Metazoa; Chordata; Actinopteri; Cypriniformes; Cyprinidae. The record is from RefSeq and is a predicted model, not a curated record. The transcript is spliced from 23 exons.